UUCCGAUCCCGAACUGAAACAUGGCUAUUUUGGCAUAUGUUAUCUUGAUUUGUAUUAUUACCAAUUGCUUUUGUGAUACCUGCUAUGACGUACUUCCGGAUUGCCGUGAGUACACGAGCACCGCUUGUGAGGCCCCCUACCGGCUAUGGGCGUAUCAGAACUGUGCAGCAUACUGUGGCUUUUGUCGGAAACCAUGCGAUGACGUCAUUUCCGAUUGUGAUGAGUAUGGAAGCAGCGCUUGUAAAGCCCCGUAUGUUUCGUGGGCGAUCCAAAAUUGUGCCAAAUAUUGCGGAUUUUGUGAUCAAAGUAAACAAAAAGCACAAUGUAGCUAUAGUGACUGGAUGGCGGUUUCGGAUUGUUCCGUAACUUGUGGGAGUGGCUACAAAACGGAAGUGAGGUCAUUUCUAAAGGUCAAGGACAAAACACCAGGAUCAAAAGACUGCAAAGAGGAACUUGAACGAUAUACAGAAUGUAAACUUGACCCAUGUCCCAAAUAACAAAGAAUCCUCAUUUGACACCGCUCUUAUUUUCUCAUCAUACACUGUGAC
Molecule: messenger RNA, 548 nt
Organism: Saccostrea cuccullata (small rock oyster)
Lineage: Eukaryota; Metazoa; Mollusca; Bivalvia; Ostreida; Ostreidae
Product: spondin-1-like
Exons: 5
Coding region: 21-497 (158 amino acids)
Source: RefSeq, a predicted model, not a curated record